AUGGCCGUCCCGACCCUUGAAGGCGCUCCUGUGCUCUCUACCCCCGAUACACACAUCUUCGAAGACCCGACACCCGCAGUAGACACGACCAAUCUUCCCAGACUAUCAGAUGAGCAGGUCGCACUCACGUACGAAAUCGAACGGACGGUUAGGGAAAUUAGGGAGGGACAAUGGAAAAGGAUCGCGCUGCAGUUUCCGGAUCACAUGCUCACGGAUGCACCGCGGGUAUAUGAACACCUGAGUCGAGGCCUAAAAAAAGAACGUAAAGGACAGAAUGGGAUACAAGACAGGAGUGGUCAAUCCAACGGGGCGACAACAGAAGAAGAGUUAAGCGCAAAACUUGAGAAAGCCAGUAUACAAGAAUCAGAGGAUAUUGAAGAAAGGCUGUUCAUCCUAGGCGAUACAUCAUAUGGUGCAUGCUGCGUGGACGAAGUCGCUGCAGAGCAUGUCGAUGCAGACGUUGUGGUGCACUAUGGCCGUUCAUGUCUCUCGCCUCCCUCCAGACUUCCAGUCAUAUACAUAUUCACAGAAAGACCACUAGACCUAGAAGCGGUAAUGGCAACAUUCAGAGAGACAUACGCAGACAAAGAGGCAAAGAUUAUACUCAUGGCAGAUAUCCCCUAUUCACACCACAUCCCUACCCUCUACAAAUGCCUCUGCGACGACGGCUACACACACGUACACGCAACGGAGAUUGUCCACAAUCCAUCUUCACCCCUACCAAACCGAACGAUACCAGCCACAGUAACGGAUACCGACGAAGGUCUCCGCGAAUACGCCUUAUUCCACAUAUCCGACCCGCCCGCCUCUCUCCUCCUUACCCUAUCCUCGCGCGUCGCUUCCAUUCACAUCUACCCCACGACAACCACCUCGCCCACACCCGCAACAGCCUCGCUCGCCAGCACCGCCCGUACCCUCAGCCGCCGCUACGCCCUCCUAACCUCACUCUCCACAACCCCCAUCUUCGGCAUCCUCAUCAACACCCUCUCCGUCAAAAACUACAUGCACAUCCUCUCGCACGUACAACAGCAAAUCGCGACUGCAGGCAAAAAGAGCUAUACGUUCGUCGUGGGCAAAGUCAACGCGGCAAAGGUGGCAAACUUCAGUGAAGUGGGCGGCUGGGUGGUGAUUGGAUGUUGGGAAAGUAGUUUGAUUGAAAGUAGUGAGUUUUGGCGGCCGAUGAUUACGCCGUGGGAACUCGGUUUGGCGCUUAAGAGAGAUGAGGAGAGGGUGUGGACGGGGGCUUGGGAGGCGGAUUUCCAAAAAGUUUUAGAUGGUGAGAAGGGGGAUGUGAAGGAAACGAAUGGUGGUGAUGGUGCUGCAGCGGGUACCGGAGCCGCUCAGGAACAUGAGCAAAACCAGGUCGAUGAUGACUCUGAAGAGGAAUCCGCUCCUCCGGAAUUCGACUUGAGGACUGGUCGCUACGUAUCGAACGCACGACCUAUGCGCUCGACUCAGUCGGCCAAGGUUACCAAUGGUCAGGCAGUACCGUCGUCUAGUUCUGCAUUAACAAAACGUGCCAAUGGCGAUAUAGCGGCAGUGGGUGGCGUAGCUUCACCAGGUGCCGAGUACCUACGCUCCAACAGGACAUGGCAGGGUCUGGGGAGCGACUACCAAAAUGGCGAAGAGGACGGUAGUGGCGAAGUGACAGGGGGUAGAGCGGCAAAGAUGGAAGAGGGGAGGAGUGGGAUUGCGAAGGGUUAUGUUGUUGGUGAAGAGGGGAGGAUACACUAG
Molecule: messenger RNA, 1734 nt
Organism: Pyrenophora tritici-repentis Pt-1C-BFP
Lineage: Eukaryota; Fungi; Ascomycota; Dothideomycetes; Pleosporales; Pleosporaceae
Product: DPH2, Diphthamide synthase subunit DPH2
Biological process (GO): protein histidyl modification to diphthamide
Molecular function (GO): 2-(3-amino-3-carboxypropyl)histidine synthase activity
Source: RefSeq, a predicted model, not a curated record